CUGAGCGACUGUGAGGCACUAGUGUCAUGUACCGUGUUUCUGUUCCCAAUCCCCGAAAACCCCAUAAACACAGAACAUUAAACCUUCCCGAAGGUGGUGCCAGCAGCUCGCUGUGUGAGCGGCUCAGGGACAUAUUCCGCUCAUUUCCUGAGACGGAGCGUGGAGGAGGACUAACACCGAGCAUCAUUCUCCAGGAGAUAGAGCCGGAGGUGCUCUUCUCCCGCCCGGGCAACAGGAGCCGCGGCCCCCGGCCUUUUUUUUGUUAGUAAAAUCUGUGAUUGUCUGAUUUAUUAUGGAGAGAAGGAUAGACAGCGACAGAAGGAAAAUUAAGAAUCCCAGCACAUCUUCAGAAGAACAGAAAACAAGAGACAGAGGAAAAACAAAAAGAGAAAGAAAACGAAGCAGAAGUAGGUCCUCCUCCACAACAUCAUCAUCAAGUUCAUCCUCUUCAAGUUUGUCGUCAUCCUCAAGAAGCAGAAGCAGGUCUAGUAGUAGAGAUUCCCAGAAACGAUCAAAAAUAAAGAAAAGGAAGAAAGAAAAACAACACAAAAAGGGGGGGAAGAAAGAGAAAAUAAAGAAGCACAAGAAGAAAAAGAGUGUGUGUUCUGGGCCUGUUCAGAUUUCUAAGUUCCUGAAAGACAGGGGCAAAAGUGAUGGCUACAGCAUGAUUACAGGAAAGAAAAUAAAAAUGAAAGUUAAGAAAACCAAAGGUGAUAAAGAGAGAGACCGAAAUCGAGCUGAACUCCUUCAGUUCCUGAACUCUGCAAUGUAAGGAAGAAGUACAUCAGUGGUAUUUCAAAAUAUGAAACACAGGGUCUGAUAAUCGCAGGAACUUUGUCAUUGAAGCGAAGUAUGGAUAGCUCAGGGAAAACCCCUUCAAAAAUGGAUGCAGGAAAUCUUUCAGUUAGAGAUAUAAAGGUCACUUUGAGAUAUGAAUGUAUGAUUUUGCAAAAUUUACAUUAAAGAGCAGAAACAAGACCGGCAUUUUUCAGGAUGUUUCUCAAUGUUUUACCACACAGCCCUUGGAAAACCUAUUAAAAUAACUCCGAUAAUUUGAUCUCUCAAAAAAUUGUCCUGUUGGAUAGAAUUUCAUGUUCUGACAAUGUUCACAAAAAUUAUACAUUCCAAGGUAAUGAGAAAAUGCAGGGGAAGGCACAUCAUGACAACAUUCUAUUAAUAUAAUUAGGGAAUAAGGUUUGCAAAUGUGUUAUCUGACUGUAGAGUUUAAAAUGCUGCAUCAAAGUGUCUCUGGGGAAUCCUCCAUAAUUAGUAAUUAUUGUUAUAAGUCAUGAAUUACCAGGUAAAAUUUUGUGAAGAUUAUGGAAGUUAUGCUUCAAUCUCUUCUUUUUGAAAGCAAAAUUAUUUUGUAACACAACAUAAACUUAUAGCAUUCAAUCUCUAUAAUGAAAUCUUUUAGAAAAAGAUGAGCUGAAGCCUAACAGAUUUGUCUUUAUUUGAAUACUGUGUGCUGAAGGAAGAAUGAGAAAAGGGAAACUGUGUCCUAACCAAAUACAGAUCAUUGAUGGAAAUGUAACACUAAAUCAAAGAAGGCAUUCAAUUCCUACAAUUUCAGCCUUCACGCCAUGUUUUUAUGUAUGUGCUCAUAAGAAUUAUGCUUGAUUAUACUUUGAAUCUGUGCUUUAACUUUUCAUGUCCAUUAAAUUGAACAAGUUUUUUUUCA
Molecule: messenger RNA, 1681 nt
Organism: Hemiscyllium ocellatum (epaulette shark)
Lineage: Eukaryota; Metazoa; Chordata; Chondrichthyes; Orectolobiformes; Hemiscylliidae
Exons: 7
Coding region: 293-772 (159 amino acids)
Source: RefSeq, a predicted model, not a curated record